Lingula anatina is the source of this 1001-nucleotide messenger RNA. RefSeq names its product solute carrier organic anion transporter family member 3A1. Gene Ontology annotation, biological process: sodium-independent organic anion transport; transmembrane transport. Gene Ontology annotation, cellular component: basolateral plasma membrane. The record is from RefSeq and is a predicted model, not a curated record. Gene Ontology annotation, molecular function: protein binding. NCBI's taxonomy places the organism in Eukaryota, Metazoa, Brachiopoda, Lingulata, Lingulida, Lingulidae.
CCAGGCAUUGCAUUGGGUCUGAAAACUCUUGCCUCGUUGCUGUUUGCCUUGGUGUGUGUCCUCAUACACAGAAGUAUCAUGAAGGACUUGCAGCAAGAUAUGAAUAUUGGCGAUAUGGUGGAGUCCAUGAGCAAUAUAAAUACACUAUCACUGGACUAUGAGCAUCGUCAUCCCGAAGAGGCAGAGGCAGAGAGGCAGCGACGCUACAGCAGCAGCACGUGUUCGCAUCCAGGAAGCCCAGUUUCCAGACACAGGAGCAGUGAGCGCAAGUCACACCAUAAACAUGCAUCACACGAAUCAAACGUGCACCACGGGGAGCAGUCUGAGCAUGGUGGGUGGGAAGGUGGUUUGCAUUCAUUGCCACAAGAGGGAAGAGACUCUAACCAAAGAGAAAUCACACAAAACCAACAUAAUGAUGUUUUACAAGGUGGUGCUGGACAUCAUCCAAGACAGGACACAGAUUCUGAAGUGCCAUCAAGUGGGGAAAAGAUAAGUCACUUGCGACACAGGAAAAAGCCGAGCAAUGGGGGCAAACCGUAUGUAAAUGAGGGGUUUGUCACAGAAGAAGAAGGAGCAAAGCCAGUGCCAAAGGAUUUGACAGACAGUCUUGCUCCGCCCACGAAGCAAAAUAACUUUGAGGAAGCCUCUUUUGUGAAUGAGACAAAUUCAAGCACAAAACUUUAGUUCUUCUUUGAUAUGGAUGGCUGCUAACAAAAAUGAUAAUUGUCUGAUUAUUUAAACUUUGAAAUGUGAUCUACACUUGUUGUUAGUAUACACAGUGAGGUAUACUGUGAAAGAGGUUUUUUCAUGGUCUCCAGAUGGGAUGAUAGAAUAGAAUUAUUCAUUACUUAGAGACUUAAACAACAUCAUAAAUCAAACUUCAUUGACCUAGAGGUCCACUACCUGUGGAAUGCUGGUUUUGCGCCAGAAUUGGAUGUUAGACCCCAUUCCCACAGAUUUUAGAUUGAUCUAUCCCUGUGGGGAGUCUCACUAGAUUACUG